Molecule: messenger RNA, 219 nt
Organism: Perkinsus marinus ATCC 50983
Lineage: Eukaryota; Perkinsozoa; Perkinsida; Perkinsidae
Exons: 1
Molecular function (GO): calcium ion binding
Source: RefSeq, a predicted model, not a curated record
GUCCAGGAGAAAUUCGAGACUUUGGGAAUACCUAUGAAAGAUGCUGAACAGUUGUUCAGGUUAAUGGAUCCCUCAGGACUGGGAGAAAUAAAACUCACUGAGUUCCUAGCAUCGUGCAUGCAGCUCGUUAGUAAGACUACGGCACACUCCUUUUCUCAACAGCCUCUGGACUCGGGCGAUUUCAAUAAUGUUGUGGAGAGGUUUCCUGUAUACUUGUGA